UUCGAGGUGUUGCAGCCAUUUGGAGAGACGGACACGAGUGGCUGGAAUCAUUUGGAGAUGGGACAGAAUAUAUAAAAGGUCAGGUUUGGUGUGAAUGGAGAGGUCAUGCCAAAAAGAACUGGUUAGAACGUAGCAGGAUCAUUUCCAUCUUUGCAGUUUCUUCAAACAUACCCUUAAGUCAUGGCUGACUUUGACACGAUUCUGAAGUUUUGGGCUCCAGUAGAGGAGGACUUUAACACAUACGGAGGUCUGGUUCUGACUCGUUUAUUCGCUGAGCACCCUGAGACCCAGAAGCUGUUCCCCAAGUUUGCAGGAAUCGCCCAAGCCGACCUUGCCGGAAACCCGGCCAUUUCUGCCCACGGUGUCACAGUGCUGAAGAAACUGGGGGAGCUGCUGAAAGCUAAAGGCAAUCACGCCGCCAUCCUCAAACCUCUGUCCAAGACCCACGCCACGAAACACAAGAUAGCCCUCGUCAACUUCAAGCUGAUCACAGAAGUCAUCGUGAAGGUCUUGGAAGAGAAGGCAGGCCCGGACAGCGCCGGGAAGCAAGCGUUGAAUAACGCAAUGGACGUCGUCAUUGCCGACAUCGACGCAGACUACAAAGAGCUGGGCUUCGCCGGCUGAUGUUAGCUCACAAAAAGGAAUGCGGCCGUUUGGAAAUUUGGCAACUUUUAGGGCUGCUAUUUAAGAAUGAAUAUUAUGCUCGAAAUAGUAUUAACAAUAUAAAGUAUCUAGCGCAUGUGAGGUAAUGGCUCUCGAUUGCAGAAAAGUGUGAUGAAAUGUUUUGCUGUUCAUGUCUGUAACUGCACAGUAAUAAAAACGUGUUAAUGAA
Phyllopteryx taeniolatus (common seadragon) is the source of this 832-nucleotide messenger RNA. It is a transcript of the gene mb, whose product is annotated as myoglobin. Gene Ontology annotation, cellular component: extracellular exosome. Gene Ontology annotation, molecular function: heme binding; oxygen binding. The coding region runs from base 181 to 624 and encodes 147 amino acids. Gene Ontology annotation, biological process: oxygen transport. The transcript is spliced from 4 exons. NCBI's taxonomy places the organism in Eukaryota, Metazoa, Chordata, Actinopteri, Syngnathiformes, Syngnathidae. The record is from RefSeq and is a predicted model, not a curated record.